Toxotes jaculatrix (banded archerfish) is the source of this 923-nucleotide messenger RNA. Its product is annotated as putative nuclease HARBI1. The record is from RefSeq and is a predicted model, not a curated record. The transcript is spliced from 4 exons. The coding region runs from base 1 to 696 and encodes 231 amino acids. NCBI's taxonomy places the organism in Eukaryota, Metazoa, Chordata, Actinopteri, Toxotidae.
AUGGCAUGUCCCUUUCUGGAAGACCCGAUUGAUGAAGAAGCAAGACUGAUUCGCAGAGAACUGCGAUUGCGUCGGGCGAGGAUUUUCCGUCCACGAUUUCCCAAUGUGAUUGGCUGCAUUGAUGGCACCCACAUUCCUAUCACUGCUCCUUCAGAAAAUGAAGGAGAUUAUGUGAAUAGGAAGUCCUUCCAUAGCAUCAAUGUGCAGAUCAUUUGUGAUGCAGCACACAUUAUCACAAAUGUGGAAGCCAAGUGGCCCGGGUCUGUGCAUGACUCCCGCAUAUAUCGAGAGUCUACAAUAAGCAAUAGACUGGAACGUGGAGAGAUUCAUGGCUUCCUUCUGGGUGACAGGGGUUACCCCUGCCAACGAAAUCUUAUAACCCCUUACCCAGACCCUCAACCAGGACCCCAGCAGCACUUCAAUGUGGCACACUGUAGGACGAGAGCCAGGGUAGAGAUGACUAUAGGCCUGUUGAAAGCCCGUUUCCAGUGCUUACGUCAUCUCAGAGUAACCCCUGAGAGAGCCUGUGACAUAAUUGUGGCAUGUGUUAUUCUCCAUAAUAUUGCAACUAUUAGAGGAGAGCAACACCCUGCCCUACAAAUAGAAGACCCUGAGGAGGACCCCAUCCAGCUCCCAGAAAAUCAGGAUGGAAGGGCAAUCAGAGAUCUGAUCUGCAACAACCAUUUUCCAUGUUAAAUUACAGCCACACAGAAUACCACACUGUCACACGUUCAUUUUAUUUAGUCUUCCUUAUAUCCUACAGACAGACAGAGACAAAGAGAACAUUUUUCUGUUAGUUUUUCAUAUUGCUCUAAUAAUACAUUAAAUUUACCUCUGACUACACACACACCUCCAGCUUGUGUUUAAGUAUCUCGAUUUCCAGAUCUGCCUUUUGGAUCUGGCGGUCCAGGUAUAACAUUUCC